CCUCCCCCAGCUCCAGAAGAGCGCGCGGCCAGGACACCGGGCUGGUUACUUCCUCCACCGCGGCGCUGAGCACGGAGUGGACACCACCGCGUCCCACCUAUCCCCGCCAUCGUCCCCGGCCCCGCGCGCCCGGGUCGGCCCCGCGCCCUCGCCUCGCCGGGCCUCACGCGCCCGGAUCACCGCGAUCUCCUCUCCCAGCCGCCCUCCGGCCGGCCCUGCCCGCUGCGGCGCGAUGAACGAUUUUGCAAUCAAGAACAUGGACCAAGUGGCCCCUGUCGCCAACAGUUUUCGAGGGACGCUGAAGCGCCAGCCGGCCUUUGACACCUUCGACGGUUCUCUGUUUGCUGUGUUCCCCUCCUUCAGUGAAGAGCAGACGCUCCAAGAAGUGCCCACGGGCUUCGAUUCCGUCUCCCAUGACUCAGCCAGCUGUGAACUGCCCUUACUCACGCCCUGCAGCAAGGCCGUGAUGAGCCAAGCCUUAAAAGCCACCUUCAGUGGCUUCCACAAGGAGCAACGGCGUCUUGGCAUUCCCAAAAACCCCUGGCUUUGGAGUGAGCAGCAGGUGUGCCAGUGGCUGCUCUGGGCCACCAAUGAGUUCAGCCUAGUGAACGUGAAUCUGCAGCGGUUUGGCAUGAAUGGCCAGAUGCUGUGUAACCUCGGCAAGGAGCGUUUUCUAGAGCUGGCACCUGACUUUGUGGGGGACAUCCUCUGGGAACAUCUGGAGCAGAUGAUCAAGGAGAACCAAGAAAAGACGGAAGACCAGUAUGAAGAAAACUCACACCUCAACGCAGUCCCUCACUGGAUCAGCAGUGAUACAUUAGGCUUCGGCAUGGAACAGGCGCCAUAUGGAAUGCAGGCACCAAGCUACCCCAAAGACAGCCUCCUGGACAGCAUGUGUCCGCCGUCUGCCACGCCUGCAGCUCUCGGCCCUGAGCAGGAGUUCCAGAUGUUGCCCAAGUCUCGGCUCAAUACCGUCAGCGUCAACUAUUGUUCCGUCGCCCAGGACUUCCCUGGCGGCAACUUGAAUUUGCUCACCAACAGCUCUGGGAAACCCAAGGACCACGACUCUCCAGAGAACGGCGCGGACAGCUUCGAGAGCUCUGACUCGCUCCUUCGGUCCUGGAACAGCCAGUCGUCCUUACUGGAUGUGCAGCGGGUGCCGUCCUUUGAGAGCUUUGAGGAGGACUGCAGCCAGCCACUGUGUCUCAAUAAGCCAACCAUGUCCUUCAAGGACUACAUCCAGGAGAGGAGUGACCCAGUUGAGCAAGGCAAACCAGUUAUCCCUGCAGCUGUACUGGCUGGCUUCACCGGAAGUGGACCGAUCCAACUGUGGCAGUUUCUUCUGGAGCUGCUCUCUGACAAAUCCUGUCAGUCUUUUAUCAGCUGGACAGGGGAUGGCUGGGAGUUCAAGCUUGCUGACCCCGACGAGGUGGCCCGCCGGUGGGGAAAGAGGAAAAACAAGCCAAAGAUGAACUACGAGAAGCUUAGCCGGGGUCUGCGAUACUACUACGACAAAAACAUCAUCCACAAGACGUCAGGCAAGCGCUACGUGUACCGCUUCGUGUGUGACCUGCAGAACUUGCUAGGGUUCACUCCUGAGGAACUGCAUGCCAUCCUGGGCGUCCAGCCUGACACAGAAGACUGAGGUUCCCCGGGGAUGAUCCUGAGCUGGCCCCGGGGGGGCCCCCGGGGACUGAGUGGGAAAACCCGUCCUGACCCCACUGCUCCAAAGACCCAUGGGAGGGCAGGAUGGACCCCCCCCACACCUCUGGGAGCUACCAAACAGAAGUGGCCUCCCCUGGUCCCAUGCCUCUUCCCCAAGGCCAGUUCCCCAGUGGUGGAAGGUGGCGUGGCCUCUCUGUCUGUGUCACCAGACCUGGAAGGGAAGGGGCUCUGGAAAGCCACCCCAGCACCGAGCAGGCUGUGUGCCGAUCACCGUCGUUUGAGGCUAUUUGAGAUGCUCCAGGGAGCUGGCGUGUGGUGGGUGGUACAAGCCCUGAAAAACGUUGUUGUUUUUUUUUUUCUUUGGCCUUUUUGCCGCCAGGAGUAGCGAACACAAAAGCCACCUCCUCUAAGCCGGCUAAGGCAGGUGGAGAGCAGUGACUGCUCCGUCUCAGAAGUCAGUUUGUACAUAUUUAUUGUAUCUUACGACGUCAAAAAUACGCCAACUGUUCUAUUUAACGGAAAUUGUAUAUUGUAUUUAAAAGUAAUUAUAACUGUGUUUGAAUCAAGAAUGCAGAUACCUGGUAGAUUUCCUUUUCUUUCUUUCUUUUCUUUUUGUUUUCCCACUAGCACCUAGGAAUGUCAUUUUACACAGAUUUAAUCUCUCAGGGGCCGACUGAGAGAAAUCGUAAUAUACUGUUUUCAUUUGAUUUUCCAACAGGAAUGGGGUCUGAGGGAUGACCCCUUGUUUUUACUUUUGUUUUUGUUGUUGUUGUUGUUGUUGUUAUGUUAGUUCUGACUUGCUCAUUAUCUGGCCAGGACUUUGUAUAUUGAGGUUUUGUUUUUUUUAAAUAAGAGACUUAAUGUUAUUGUUUGAGGGUGCCUUGGGCCUCUCCACUUCCUCCUGGACUGUAAAGCAAAAGCUACAAAGCAGUAUUUUUCUUGACAAAUGGCACAUGCUUCCCACUUCUCUGCAUGCCUUAACUCGGUUUCUACACAAAUAUAUUUUAUUUUUUGGCGUAACUGUGCCUUUCCAGGCAACUCCCCGCACCCCCUCCCCCAGCCAAUUGCUUCCUUCCUUAGCCCCAAGGCAUUCUGUGUGACUACAAUAAGAAGACUAUUUUUGGAAAUCUAUGCCUCCUUUUCAGAGAUCAGAAGGGAUUUAUGUAGCAGCUAUUUUUACUGCAAAAAAGUAACUCACUGGAAAAAAACUGUAAUUUGUACGAAAGCUUUAUUUUUAUCUUCGCUCGUGUAAAGGGAAAUGUGUCGGGCAGCGCCGAGGGCAGUCGGGAGGGAUCGAUCGUCCAUCAGCCUUUGACCUCAAGUGAAGCCUGGCGCUUCCCAUCCCCCUGACCUGCCGUGUUUCUUGCAUCUGGGUUGCACGUGCCUCUUUCUGCUCCGUGUCCUGAGAGGGUUUACUCCUCUUAUUUUUCUUGGCCUCGGAUACCCAGGAGCACAGGCAGGGCCAAAGCAAGAUGGGAAACAGGGCGGAGCUGCUUGCGCGGUGUUCCUAUCUGGUGAAGAGCUCGAGACCCCACCUCGAGACCCCAAAGCUUUCACCCCGUCACUGGGUUUCAAAAGCAGGAGCACACACUUUGCCGUUCACCGGCAGGGUGGCCUCGGGGCCAGCAGGUGACACCGACAGAGAGUCAUCAAACCACGAGACCUUGCAAAUGGACCCAAGAACGGCGAGGACCUGCUGUGCCAGUCCUGGGAGCCUUGGCCUGCAGACUGAAUGCUCUGCAGCUAAGCAGAGGCUGCCUUUCAGACGGGACCUGUGUGUCACUGGGACACCUGUCUAUAAUGUAAACAGACACGGGACGGGGAACGUGUGCUCCUGUCCAAAGCUUGGCCAACCCUUCGGUUUAUAUGCAGUUGAGCCACGUGAAAUUGCCACGUCUACCCCUGAGUUUUUGUCAGCCAAGAUGGCAGCUUUACAUGGUUGAACCUUGGAGGGUCUUGAGUAUUAAAGGUUUUGUGAUUUGGCCUUUUCCUCCUCAAAUAAUAAAAGUGUUUGGUUUA
Messenger RNA from Mesocricetus auratus (golden hamster), 3684 nucleotides. It is a transcript of the gene Ets2, whose product is annotated as ETS proto-oncogene 2, transcription factor. Bases 233 to 1645 code for a protein of 470 amino acids. Gene Ontology annotation, cellular component: nucleus. Gene Ontology annotation, biological process: regulation of transcription by RNA polymerase II; cell differentiation. Gene Ontology annotation, molecular function: sequence-specific DNA binding; DNA-binding transcription factor activity, RNA polymerase II-specific. Lineage: Eukaryota; Metazoa; Chordata; Mammalia; Rodentia; Cricetidae. The record is from RefSeq and is a predicted model, not a curated record. The transcript is spliced from 10 exons.